AUGGGCACGUCUCAGUCGAUAGAUGCGCAACACAUCGAAAAGGCACGACACGAGACUCUCAUUGCAGUGUAUCGCGAAGCUGAAUUCGACUCACUUAUUUGUACAAUCAUCUACAGGAUAAAAGGGUAUCGGGAUGACCUGGAGCAGCAGAACCAACAACAAACAUCGGGCAUCCAGGUUGGCGGCGCCGUCGAAGGUCUGUGCCCCACAGAAGUAGUGGAGCCGACGUUUACGCUAGACAAGUUCCGUUUGAACCAGCUCAGUGCAGAUUGGUCACAGAGCGGAUGUGCAGGGCUGGGAAAGGGACGGUAG
This is a messenger RNA of Colletotrichum costaricense, 312 nucleotides long. RefSeq lists its product as uncharacterized. The record is from RefSeq and is a predicted model, not a curated record. The coding region runs from base 1 to 312 and encodes 103 amino acids. Lineage: Eukaryota; Fungi; Ascomycota; Sordariomycetes; Glomerellales; Glomerellaceae. The transcript is spliced from 2 exons.